Messenger RNA from Nerophis lumbriciformis (worm pipefish), 1665 nucleotides. The record is from RefSeq and is a predicted model, not a curated record. Lineage: Eukaryota; Metazoa; Chordata; Actinopteri; Syngnathiformes; Syngnathidae.
UACAAAAGGACUUCACAAAGACUGAAAGCGGCCAUGGAGCAAAUGGACCGUGGCGUGGUUGACGUCCGCCAGCUGCGCGCCAACCUGCAGUUGGCGGCCGCCAUGUUGGACGCCGUCUACACCGACGAGACCAACAGGCGGCUGCUGGACCCCGAGGACGAGCUGAGCGAGCUGCGGGCAGAGUCCGUGCCCCGGGAGGUCCGCGAUUGGCUGGCCUGCACCUUCAGCCGCAAGAUGGGCGUGGCCAAGCGCCGCCCCGAGGAGAAGCCGCGCUUCCGGAGCAUCGUCCACGCCGUGCAGGCCGGCAUUUUCGUCGAGAGGAUGUAUAGACGGACGUCCAACAUGGCCGGCCUGACGUACCCCCCGGCGGCAAACGCGGCACUCAAGAACGUGGACCAGUGGUCCUUCGACGUCUUUUUGCUUCACGAGGGCACGGGCGAGCACGCCCUCAAGUUCCUGGUGUACGAGCUCCUCACGCGCUACGACCUCAUCAACAGGUUCAGGAUUCCGGUGCCGGCGCUGGUCCAGUUCGUGGAGGCUCUGGAGAGCGGCUACAGCAAACACAAGAAUCCUUACCACAACCUGAUCCACGCCGCCGACGUGACGCAGACGGCGCACUUUCUCAUGCUGCACACGGGAACCAUGCACUGGCUGAACGAACUGGAGAUCCUGGCCAUGGUGUUGGCGGCGGCCAUUCACGACUUUGAGCACACGGGGACCACCAACAACUUCCACAUCCACACCAGGUCAGAGGUGGCCAUCUUGUACAACGACCGGUCGGUGCUGGAGAACCACCACGUGAGCGCCGCCUACAAGCUGCUGGCGGACGACGACACCAACAUCCUGAUCAACCUCAACAAGGACGACUGGAGGGAGCUGCGCGCGCUGGUGAUCGAGAUGGUGAUGUCCACGGACAUGUCGUGUCACUUCCAGCAGAUCAAGAGCAUGAGGAACAUCCCGGCGCAGCCGCACAGCGUGGACAAGGUCAAGCUUCUUUCUCUGAUGCUGCACGCCGCCGACAUCAGCCACCCGGCCAAAAGCUGGCAGCUGCACUACCGCUGGACGCACAGUCUCAUGGAGGAGUUCUUCAGACAGGGGGACAAAGAAGCCGACCUGGGUCUACCUUUUUCUCCUCUGUGCGACCGCAAAGCCACCGUCAUCGCGCAGUCGCAGAUCGGUUUCAUCGACUUUAUCGUGGAGCCCACGUUCAGCGUCCUGGUGGACGUGGCGGAGAAAGUGAUGGCUCCCCUGGUGGAGGAGGAGAGGAAAGGGCGCGAGGCGGGCGACCGCCGCCGCGGCAGCCUGACGGGUAGCGGCUCGGUCACCGUGGAGUCGGUCCAGAGGCGCGGCGACCGCGGGCGGAGCGACUUUUCCCUGGCCGCCGUCGACCUGCCCGCGCUCAGGAAGCACCUGAGUGACGUCAUUACGCGCAACAAGGACAGGUGGAAGGAGCUCUCUGUGGACGAAUUGACCAAUAGGGAGCAAGAAGACCCGGAGGAGGAGGAGUCAAAGAGCAAAAGUCGUAGGGCCGACCAAUCACAGGGCUCGCCCGAUGACGACCGAGAGUCACCUGACAUCCAGACGGAAGAAGACCAUUCCAGAUGGAACGGGGCGGGGCCAGGAGAGGGGGAAGAAGAGGACCAGGAAGUGCCUGAAAACGCCUAG